UAGGCCUAACUACAUUUACAGCGUUUGGACAGGGACUAUCUAAUCCACUCGCCUACUUCACUAACGGUUUCAUAGGCAUGCGCACUCUGCCUUUGACAUCAUUCAACAGAAUCGUUUAGAGGUGAUCGUCUGUUCUAAUUUCGACUACAUUUAUUUUAAUUUCGUUUAAAUCACCGCACACAAUCUUUUCAGGGACCGAGCAUCAUUAUGGCAUCGAGCGGCUAUUUGCAAGCGGUGAUGUUGUUGUUAGCGGUGCAGCUGGUAUGUGUUCGGCCAAGUGAUGCAGAACAGGAGACAGGGACGGUAAUUCCUGCCGAAAGUCGUCCUUGUGUGGACUGUCAUGCAUUUGAAUUCAUGCAGAGGGCACUGCAAGACCUCAAGAAGACGGCUUUCAACCUGGAUGCCAGGACUGAGACCCUGGUGUUGAGGGCAGAGAGACGAGCUCUCUGUGACUGUAUGCCAACUAACACCCUACGUUGAGUCAGGUUGUGAUAUGCCCCUGAGCAUACCGACCAAGCCCACGCACACAAUGGCCCGACACUCACUUUUAUCCAUGGCAAACAUUGCUGGAUUAGAUAUGUUACUCUGAGCCUCCUCCUGUAGAGAAUUGUGAAACUUUUGUUUAGUAAUUUGUACAACUGACGCUUUCUUUUAUUUGCUUGCAUAUCCAAAGUGGCAUUGCAGUGGUUUAAUUAGGUUCAAUUUAGUUUUUUGGAUGAGUUUAGAUAAACCAGCAGUGUGUUACCAUGUCAUUUCGAAAAAUUUACAUGCAAGUGUCUAAGAACACGUCUUGUGUUUUACAUGAGGUUUUUAAAACAUAUCUGGAUCAAGGUGUGAGAAAACAUACACACCUGUGACAUUAAAAAGAAAACACAGUUUCUAUUUGGAUGUUAAUUUGCACUGAAGCGUAGUAGUUCUGUAUGUAUAUUUGAACGACAGAUGUCUCUAGAAAUGCAAGGCAAACGGUAACCAAUAAAAAUAGCUGGUAAUUCAUUAUAACAAAACCCAUAUCAUUUUAAGAAAGUGUCUUGUGCAGUUUGCAACUCCAGGCCUUGUGAAUAAGUGUACUUUUUAGAGGUCUCUAUGCGGGACCAGGUAUCACACACUGCUGCAUGAAUAUGAAUGUAGAACCACACAAAUGUAAAGAAGUUGUUCAUGGCACUCCGUUGGUUGAAUCAUGACUACACAAUUGGCUACAUUUAGCAAUAUGUUGUAUUAUUAUUAUGUCUAGGUCAGAUGUAUACAGAUAAGAGCUGGAUGAUGUGGUAGUCAAGAGACUUUAGACAAAUAGUCACAUCACACUUUAAUAGGAUGGUAAAACCUGACAAUGAUAUUAAUUCAAGAGAUGUCCUUCGGAGAAGGAACCUUUGUAAAAAUAUUCUGUGUUCUUGUCAUUACUUUUCAUUUGUUACUGAACAAUUGGUUUUGUUAAUCAUAUGCACAGAGUACGCAAGGCAAACUACAAAAUUACAUUCCUACUGUUAAUAAGCUGCUUUUAGUAAUGUCUUGUUUUAUUUGGUAUUAAAGUUAUUAUACCUUUAA
Molecule: messenger RNA, 1542 nt
Organism: Esox lucius (northern pike)
Lineage: Eukaryota; Metazoa; Chordata; Actinopteri; Esociformes; Esocidae
Gene: nicol1
Product: chromosome 24 C4orf48 homolog
Exons: 4
Coding region: 208-480 (90 amino acids)
Source: RefSeq, a predicted model, not a curated record